GACCAUUGACCACUUCAGAUGCGCUACACUUCGCUCUCCGAUUGCCCCAGGUCUGAAGCCUAAGCACACCAAUAUUGUCUUCCUCAAGACCCACAAAACAGCCAGCAGCACCCUGCAGAACAUACUGUUUCGAUUUGCAGAGCGCAACAACUUGACGAUGGCGUUGCCUAAACCGAAUUGUGGUCACCAGUUUUGUUACCCACAAGUCUUCUCCUCCCACUUUGUUCAUCCACAUACGCUACCACCCAACAUGAUCACCAGCCACAUGCGCUUCAAUAAGACUGCACUGCAGCGCCUGAUGCCAAAUGAUACAAUAUACAUCACAAUCCUGAGAGAGCCAGCUUCCAUGUUUGAAUCUUUGUUCACGUACUACAGCCGUCACAGUGGGAGCUUCCGAAGGGUCCCUAAUGGCUCUCUAGAGACCUUCUUAGCCGACCCCUUACAGUACUACCGUCCAGAAGAGGCAGAUUCUAUGUAUGCACGUAAUACCUUGACCUUCGACUUGGGGGGCAACAAAGAUCGACCAGCAUCAGAUGUUGCUUAUGCUCAAGCUUUUGUGGCAGAUGUAGAAAAAACGUUCUCCUUGGUGAUGAUUUCUGAGUAUUUUGAUGAAUCUCUAGUUCUCCUUCGUCAUCUUCUUUCUUGGAAUUUGGAUGACAUUGUGUAUGUCAAGCUCAACAUGCGAGUUGAAAGUUCCAAAAAGAGUCUGUCACCAAGUCUCCCUGCAAAGAUUCGUUCCUGGAAUUCAUUAGACGCAUACCUUUACGACUACUUUAAUGCAUCAUUAUGGGUCAAACUGUCAGCUCUGGGUCUAGACUGUGUGGCGAAGGAGGUGGAUCUUAUUAGACAGGCCCAAGAGAGGCUAACUAAAAGCUGUUUUGGUGGGCAGAUGCCAGUUCCACGCUCAGCUUCUGAGAUAAGGAACAAGGAUCUUCGACCUUGGCAGCCUAGUGAGAAAGUUGGCAUAAUUGGUUACGAUCUGCCAGUAAAUAUCAGCCAUGAGGCUAAGGAGCUCUGCCUCAAGUCUAUCAUGCCAGAAAUCACCUACACACAAAAGCUUCUUCAUUCCCAGUUACUGCGACACCAUCAGAUUUUACUGAGUCGGACUUCACAGAAGUCAAAUAUACCCCAACAACCUAUGCGCACAACCCUGUCUCGUCAUUCUCAGGUUCAUCGCAGCCAACCACCACCCUCUAAUGCUCAAAGUCCUGGUUCAACAACAAAGUCUAAAUUUACCCCAAAUCAAGGUGAAGGAAUAUCAAAGUCAGGGCCUAAACAGUCAAACACCAAUGCCUUGUAGAUUUUAAUAUAAAAGGAGUGCCCAAAAAGACUGCAUGGCUCCACUUAUCCUGACCAUAARACAGUGAUGGUACCUGUGGAGAUCAUGUGUGAGAAAAUUUUUUUGUUUGUUUUUUGUAUCCUUCAGAUUAACUUUGUUACAACAAAAGAAUGAAGAAAAGGAACCACAUCUUAACUUGUGCUAUAAUCUCCUCCCUCUAUGGUCUGUAAAACUUCAAAUAUACAAAAAGAAAAGAAAAGAAAAAAACACUGGGACUGAACUGGAACUAGGUCUUUUUCUGUCUUUUGACAGCAGUGUAAGAGAGUGGGUUUUAAGUGAGAGUGGUUUCUUGAAGGAAAUCUGUUGUGCAUUUUGGAACCAGUGACAUUGGGUCUACAGUAAUGCACAAUGUGAUCUUUGUGUGCAUCAGAGGGGUAUUGUAUAAUAUUACUUACUAUUAUUUACUGUUUUUUAACCUCCCCUUAACAGUCUUGGUAACGUAUGCCACUUAAAGUCCUUGAUAGACGUAAUGGCACAAGGGGAUCGGCUUUCAGGCCUUCAGAACUGAAUUCUACUCCAACCAUUAAACCCAACAGUACAAAAACAACUCUUCUUCCUUUACAAAGUCUAAAACCUAAAGCAACAGAGAGCAAGAGUAGACAAAAAGGCAGGGAAAAAAGACCUUAUCUCUAAAAAUACUGCUGGAUGCUCAGUUUGGCCACCUUUUGUGGUCGUGACUCACAAAGAGACUGAGCCCACAUUCAGUCUAAAAGACAGUACUUCCUUAGUCUUUGACCUCCCUUGGUUCUCUGAGCAUCCUUUUCACUGUUUCACAGUCUAAUCCUUUUUGUUACUUUCUACUGAGACAUCUUUAUCUGCACAGAAACACCACAAUCUGUUAUUAGUGCUCCCUGUUUGCCUCAGUCAAUUAGCUUGGAUCACAUCAUGCACUUGAUGUUCUUUUUUAGAAAGGGUAUUAUUGCAAUAAGAUUUUAAUUCAUGUUAUAAGAAAAUCAUGGAUUGAUUAAAGAACCAGCAAUCCUUCAGCACAUGCAGUUCAAACAAAACAUUGAACUACACAGGAGAAACACUUAAAGCCUGUUGGUUGUUUUGUUUCAAUAUUUAUGUUUUUAGAUCGUGGCCCUUACAUUUGCUGUAAAAUUGCAUUAAGGACACAUUUGACAAAUUAAAAUCUGCUCAAUCUAAAACACAAGGCAUUGAAGGAUAAAACAGGAAGUAAUAACCUUUAAGGCUGGUAGUCCUGUGGACCUGCUGAGAUCUUAAUAUGCCCAAACUAAUCUUGGCUUGGUGCUUUCAUCUUUAUAUUUAUUGUAAGAAGGAUUAGUAUUAUAUAACUUUAAGGUAUAAGUUUGGAGUAUUUAGGAAAAUGUGAAAGUGCAUCUGUGAGCCAUUGGAUAGUUUUCUGUAUUUCAUGUUUUUAAUAUUUUUUUAACCAGUUAUAUUAUUGUUGUCUUUAGGAUUGUGAUUCCGAUUGUGUGUUUUAUGUAUGUAUAUAUGUGUCAUAAUGGCAAACAUGACUGAGGACUAUACUGUAGCCAGUACAACUACAGAGCAGGCUUAGAUUACUUUGAGAGAUGUUUACAGUCUGUUGAAGGAUUUUAUGAUGCAAUGUUUUUUAUAAAAACAAUGACCAAGUGAAAACACACUAAUGUUGAGAACAAAAUAUAUAGGAUAAAAAAAUGAGCUUAAACAAUUAGGUACCUGGGGAAAAACAGUGCCUUGUCACACGUUAUGUUUUCUAAAAACUGUCAAGGAAUGUUUAAGUUAAGGGCCAAGUUUGAUCCUCCAAAUGCAGGUUGGAAUCAUGCUCCAAAAUGUGAUUGGUUUUAAAAGGAACUCUGACAGUAUAACCCCCCACACCUAUAGGCAUGGGCCAGUAUGAAGUCCUGAAAGUAAAAUCACUAAAAGCAAAAAUACGAUUGUUUUGCACAUGCAAAAAACAACCAAACAAAUGUAUUAUAUGUACAAAUAAUCUGGGAGGAGCCAAAGGAGCUUUAUUUUUUCCCACAGAUUAUCUGUCUCAUAUCUAUCUGUCAGAGCAUAGUGACGGCUUUUAAGAUGUUAUGAGUGUUAAAAUGAGCUGUUCUGGUUAGUUGUCAUGUUCGGGUUGGUUAGUCGUUCAGGUUAAUGUUAUUCACUGUAAGUUGACAUCAUAAGACGUACUUCCUGGGUGUGUAAGGGGGACAACUUUUCUGUUGAUAGGGCGUGUGGAGAUAGUGUGUUGUCAUCAAAACUCAAUUCCAUCGAGCUUGAUUACUGCCUACUAGCAAAGUCUCUACAAUAUGUAAAAAUUAAUGAAACUAUAACUCCCAGUUUCCUAAGUUCAUUAAUAUAACAAGAAAUUCUUUCUUAUAUUUGAGUUGGAAAUGUCCUCAAAAUAAAUAUAGAAAAUCUGGUCACCUCAAUAUAGAAUAUGACUUGUCUAUCCUUCUCCUCAUUGUGUGCCUGCCUGAUAAACUGAUCUUAGCUAAUGAAUUAGCUGGAUUAUUAGGCAUGGUAGCAACCUGCAGCCUGCUCUUGCUUUACUUCUAGACAUGGUAAUUUUUGUAGCUUGUUUCCUGGUUAUUUCAAAAUAAUACAUUAAAAAAUAAUAAAAUGAAAGAGCGUUGCAUUUCUCCUAGCUAAGCCAUGGAAGAAAUAUCACAAAGGUUAUAAUUUUGUCUUUUUUAAGCGGGAGAAAAGUUGGACGGGGUUUUCCCUCCUUUAGACUGUCAGCCAGCAGCAGUAGGUGGAGUAAGGGGGUUCUCCUCUACAGUGCAUAGGUCUACAACUGGAAGAAAAAUGUGUUUUAAAAACAGGAAUAAUUAAAUACCCUUAGGUGAUCUCCAAAUUUUGACCAUGUAACAUUGUAAAACAAGUGUACUUCUAUCUGGCCCAAGCCUAGUUUCCAUUUCCAUUUUAGUGUGAUACCAAAAAAAGUGUGGAAAUUUUUCAAAGCCACAGUAGGUAUUAUUUGUUAUUUGUUUUAUUUGUGUUUGAAACAUUAUUUAAAAUUUCGUAAUGAUCUUAUACAUGCUCUACAAACCAUUUCAGGCAGUGCAGACUGAAUUAAACAUACAACUGUAUCAAAUAUUUAUGUUUCACAUAAUGCACAGAGACCACUUCUGACAACUGCAGGUCUCCUGAGCUUAACCACACAACCAUUUUGUGGUUACAGUGUAUUAUACUGCAGAAUAUCAGUAUAUUUAUCAAAGGAUUAGAUGAAGAAGUGAUGGGCACAGCUAACCAAAAAGUUAGCUUCACUAACCACUAAUCUGCUAAACAAGAACCUUAGCUCUGCUAGCUCUAAAUCGCUAAACAGAGAAGUAAUUAACAGAAGCUAAAGAUAACUGCUAAGAUGACUGCCACUCAGUCUGUCAAACACUUUCAUCUCCUUCCUGUUGAAGACUGAUGGGACUGACACAAACCUGCUGUUAGUUUGAUUCUGUUGGUUUGAUUUUUUUGAGGAAGGCAGGAUCAUUUGUGGCAAUUUGGCCUCAUCCCUUACAGCCAUUGUUGUAGACUGGUCUGCAUGCAGUUCAUCCAUAGGUUCUUCUAGCAACAGUAACAUGAGCACGCCAUAAGUGAAAAAAAAAACAUAUUUUUAACUUCCCGCCCUUGUGUCGAGUUAACCAAUCAUGUCUUGUAAGGUGACGUAGUCAGCAAUAGCGUCCUUCAGCUUCCUCUGUGUUGACCAGUCACAGCUUAUCACAAAAUCUGGCGCAAUUUAUUUAUUCUUUUCUAUUUGGUAAGCUGCAUUGAACUGAACGUUUACCAAAACAGUCAGGUAAUCUAUCAUAGUUAUAAUUUAGCGGGAAAAAUUAGUUAGCAGAAGCUAAGUGUGCUAAAUGUUUUCUAAGUUAGCAAAAACACUAAAUCGCGAAAUUAAAAUUUAGCUCCGCUGUUAGCGUCUUAGUCAAACUGUGCCCACCACCGAGGUGUUGUGACUGAUGCAAAGAAAACUCACAUGAAAGACAAAGAUUGUGAACUCAGACUAAACUUUUGUGAAAAUACAAGGAAACCUCAGCUUUGAAAGCACGACAGCGAUUUAUUUUAUUUAUUUGAAUACAUUGUGUUUUAUUUCUCUGAGGUACAUUACACUGUUAAACCAGGUUGAGGCUUGGUUUUUUUUUUUUUUUUACUUUAAAUUAAUGUCAGGAAAAGAUCAAAAGCCACUAAAUUCUCUAUUCAGUUUCUAAUUCUGUGACACUCAGGAACUUAUUGGUAAAUACUGCAUUUUGUGGGGGCGGGGGGGGGGACUACUUACAGCUGUGGAAUACUACACAUCUGGUACGUUUUGAUAUAGUCAGUGGCUCUUUGUGCACAGAUGAUGCAUAAAAAGGUGAAUUCAUCAUUUUAUUAGCAUUUGUGGGAUUUGUUAAUAAGAAAAACGCAGUCAUUACCAGCCAUUUUUUUCCUUCUAAAUUAUAAUUAUCUCUGCUGUAUUUUAAAUCAUUUAAAAAUCAGCUGCUGUGUAAAAACAUGUUUUGCAUUCAUGUGAAACUCUUGAAUUUUUUUCCUCAACCACCUGUAAAUCUCUUGUAAAUGAACACUAAAACAAAAUGCUGUGAAACUGCAACACUGAAUUUAUGGUAUGUAUGUGUGUAACACUAUAUAAGCAUUGUUUUUAAAGAUCCAAAUAUUUCAAUAGGACACUAAUGAGUCAUUAUGAAAUGAGUGAAUAUUGUUUUUAGUUAUUUUAUUCCUGGCAUGGCAUAUUUGCACAAAACUAUUAAACUUUAAUGUAAGUCUUUUUAGUCAAACAUUCUUUAUUUGUUAAAGAAAACUAUGAAAAUUGUGACGUCAGGUAUGUAACUUACUGACUUUGGAACAAUAUACAUUUUGCAAUAAAAUAAAAGAAACGUUGGAAAUGAGUUUAAAAAUUUUUGUCAGUUUUACAGAUUUGAGUUCAUAAUGUGUCAUAAAUGUAAUUUUGAACAUUUUGGGCUUUUUUUUUUUUCACAAAAAGUUGAAGAUCAGGUACUGCCAGAAUGUGUGAUUUGAUUUUCUGCCGAGAAAUCUGCUUUUGGAUGCUGGCAAAAUGGUGUUUUGGUUCAUCUUUUGGCUGUCAUUUAAAUCAAGGUAAAUGAAGAAAACACAAUUUAAGCAGGUGACUGACUGGGAUCCAUUUGAAAGAAUGUGUGUUAAUUUAUAAUCCAUUUCUCACAGGCUGUGAGAGGCUGUAAGUGCUCUUCUGACUGUAAACAAAGCAUUUGAUGCUCUGCUUCUUUGUGUGAGUGUUUUAGUGAUUGUCAUGUAAUAUUUAAAAGGAACUAUUAUUUUAAAAUGACAGAGGGCCUUUGAAAAAUGCUAUAAUAUCCUAUAAUGUUUUUUGUUUUUAUGACUUUGUUUUAAAAGGUAUUCUCCAGUAACAUCUGGACAUUUUUGUGUUAAAAUGUAAACUGAAGAUGAAAAAUGAAGUUAAAAAAACUGUAGACAAAAGCUCAUUUUCUGUGACGUCUUCCAUCGUCUUUUCCCUCAUCAUCCUUCAUUUUAUAUUUAUAUAUCUUCAGGAUUAAUCUGUAAACUGAUCGGGAAAUAAGAGUUUGGAUUUAAUUUAAUAUUUUUUGUUCCUGUAGAAUCCUUUUAUUUUGUGAUCGAUUGAAAACAUUUGGGAUGAAUGAUGGGGCUCUGAACAAAAGAAGACAAUCAGAGUUAUGAGCUUUGUAACUAUGGAUGUGACGAAUAAAGUUUGAAUGAUUUCAA
Messenger RNA from Austrofundulus limnaeus, 6985 nucleotides. RefSeq names its product galactose-3-O-sulfotransferase 3. Gene Ontology annotation, cellular component: membrane. Gene Ontology annotation, biological process: glycolipid biosynthetic process. The record is from RefSeq and is a predicted model, not a curated record. NCBI's taxonomy places the organism in Eukaryota, Metazoa, Chordata, Actinopteri, Cyprinodontiformes, Rivulidae. Gene Ontology annotation, molecular function: galactosylceramide sulfotransferase activity.